This is a messenger RNA of Cinara cedri, 348 nucleotides long. Lineage: Eukaryota; Metazoa; Arthropoda; Insecta; Hemiptera; Aphididae. The record is from the annotation of a GenBank genome assembly.
AUGCUGACGCCUUUACCGUUGGCUUUGGCGACAACUUCGGUGAUCCUGGCAACGCAAACCCGGACCGCCCGUCGUUCUCGCAUCGGCGGGGCGGCAACCGCGGCCAAACUGCUGGAACGUCUCAGGCAGACAAUUAUAGAACGGCAUGUCGGGUUACCGGGCGCGUCCCCAGGUUGCGGAUCGGGGAACGUUCCUCGUAGAGAGGGCAACUGCGAUAUAAAUCAGUACGGAACUGGUCGACUAAGCAGUCGUGGACAAUACACAAAUCUGGGCAGGACGGGCUCUUCAGCCUUGGCCGGCAACCGUUCUAGGGGAAGGAAAGCCACGAACAAAACCCCCUGGCAGUAA